AUGGCUUCCAACUCCGACCUGCCACUGACAGAGGAUGACGGCGGACCGCGCGCACCCGACCCGCCCAGCUCCCGUGGGAGCUUGCAGAGUGCUGAAGGGCUCAAGCUGGAAGGCAACGAGCAUUUCCGCGGGAAGCGCUGGGACGAAGCCCUCGCCGCCUACAGAUCUGCCCUUGGAUAUCUACCUCGAAGACCUGAAGCGAUUCCUCCUGAAGCUAGCGACAGCCGGGGUGUGGAUGAUGACGAUCUGCCUGGACCAUCAGAUGGUGCCGUGCCACUGGGUGACCAACCGAAUUGUCCAACAUCUGCGCCUCCAGCGGAAAUCGAGGUAGAAUCCGCAAAGGCGAGAGCUGUGCUCAACGCAAAUAUCGCUGCGUGCUUCGUCAAGCUCGACGACCCAAAGGAGGUUGUAGUUGCGUGUACCGAAGCUCUCAAAGAUGAUCCCAAUUAUGUCAAGGCGCUGCAACGCAGGGCUACGGCGAAUGAGCAGAUCGAUACGUGGUCUUCGCUAUCUUCCGCUCAAGAAGAUUACAAGCAACUGCUGGAGCUAUUGCCUUCAUCGUCAUCGGACGCGGUCGCUAUUCGCCGGACAAUGAUCAGUCUCACACCACGCGUAGAAGCUGCCCAGAAGCGCGAAACGGCAGAGAUGUUGGGCAAGUUGAAAGGGAUCGGCAAUAGCAUUCUAGGUAAUUUCGGUCUGUCCACUGACAACUUCCAGUUCGUGCCCAACGGUCAAGGCGGGUAUUCAAUGAACUUCGUUCAACAACCAUGA
Molecule: messenger RNA, 771 nt
Organism: Epithele typhae
Lineage: Eukaryota; Fungi; Basidiomycota; Agaricomycetes; Polyporales; Epitheliaceae
Product: TPR-like protein
Exons: 6
Coding region: 1-771 (256 amino acids)
Molecular function (GO): protein binding
Source: RefSeq, a predicted model, not a curated record